AUGCACCGCGCCGGACGCGCGCGUCUCGGAGUGCGCGACGUGCGAUGGUACGCGGCGGUUGCGCCCGCAAGGGCGUGUACCAUCGCUGCAGAGUCGCGGAGCGUGCGUGCGUUGAUGGACGCAUGUGUAGGGCGCGGCCAGUGGCGCGUGCGCCAAAGUGUUGCGCACCGCCUGGCCGACCUGCCGCUGUUGGACGGUGCCGAGGCGGUGCGGCGCAUGGAGACGGCGCUUGGUGCACGCGGCGUGCGUCAAGCGCAAUUUCUCGACUGGUACAAUGCGAUGACGCGGCCGACCUUUGCAGAAGCGGUGCCGCUGCUGGAAAAGUAUGCAGCGUUGCCGCCGUUUGUGCUGCAGCGUGCACUGACCAGGGUCAGUAGCGUUGCGGAAACUACAGAUGCGGUGCGAAUUGCUGCGCGGCAUUGCGCGGCAUACAGUGUUGAUAACGCCACGCGUAUGUACAGUAACUUGCUCGAUACCUGUCUCCGCGAACAGCACGCAUGGCACGUCGCUGCGCCGCUCACAUCCCUAGUGCUCGAUGCCGCCCAUGCAUGGCUCAACAAGAAAUGGCAUGCACGACCGCAAGAGGCGCAGCAGCUCAUCCAGAAAAUGGCGGCUAUUCUGCUCGCCGGUGCCGACGACCGUGCGCGGAAGGCAUUUGUGCGGGUGCUUUCCAUGGCGCGCGCACACCUGCCCGAAACAGCCGUAUGGAUUGAGGCGCAGGUGCUGCACCCGCGGCAUGUGCGCCGGCGGGGCGAGCGGCGUGCAACCAGCUCGCUGCUGAACGUCGCCGUGAUGCAAGCGCUCCUACACGAUGCUUCUCCGCAGCAUGCACAAGCGCUCAUUGCGCUCGGCGUGCGUGUCGCUGCCACGCACCGGGAUCCAGCGCAAGCCAAGGCGUGGUUUGGCGCGCUAGCACACACCGCCGGAGCGCCCACCACAGCAUUCCUCCGCGCGCUCGCACACUCGCACGACGGCGCAGAUAUCCAGCGUGCUUGGGCGCUCUUUGAUACAUACGCUGCCGCAGGUGCGCACCAUGCAGCACCGCUCGCAGACUGGAUGCUCAUGCUGCGUGCUGCGGCAGGAGAUGCGCGGAUCUCUGCCGCGCACGCCCUUGCGCUGGUCCAGCUGCGCACCGAUGAUACCCCUUUCGAGCAGAUGCAAGCGAUGGCUGCACAAUGGCACGCCCCGCCAGACGUGCAAGAUCGCUUGUGCAGCUCGCUGGUUGCGCACACUGCCGUCCUGGACGGUUUCCUUGCGCGGAACAAUGUGCCGAUGGCGUACGCAGUGUGGGACGCCAUGCUCCGCCGCAACAUUGCUCCCGAUACGGUGGCGCUCGUGUCGCUGUGCAAGCUGCAUUUUCGCGCGGGCUCGCCGCGCGAAGCGCUCGAAGCGAUCGUGCAGUGGUGCCAGCAUGGACAGCAGCUUCCGACCAAAGAAACGGGAGCGCUUGUGCUUGACAAGGCGCCGCAAGCGGCGCAUGGCCGACGACGGCGCGUAACACCAAGCACCUACCUUGCCAAUACGAUCCUCCAAGGUCUUUUGCAGCACGGCGCGUACCGCACCCUGUUCCAUGUAUGGCAGACGCUGGUGCCCGUCUUGCACGUCCGCCCCGACGUAGCCUCGCUCGAUCUCUUGCUUGCCGCUGCGAUUGCGGCGGGCGCAGACCAGGAGCAGCCGUAUGCAUACAUGGCCCGCGCCAUGUUCCGCCGUGCGCUGUUUAUACAGCACCCAGCACUGCAGACGAUGUCUAGCAUGCUCGAUAGCCCCACACAAAACUGGCUUCUGCGCGGCGAGCAGCAGCUGCGGCGCUGGGAGCGGUGGCUCGAGGACCGUUUCGCGCAUUUCUUCACUCGCCAGCAAGGCAUGCUGGAGACGGUUGAGCCCGUGCAUGUAAGCUUUGAUGCCCGCGUGAUGCACCGCUAUAGUAUGCUCUUGCUUGCGAUGCUGCAGGGGCGCGGCGCGUCGAGCGACUUGCCGCUUGCGGUUGUGCGCGACGAACUGUUCCGCAUUCCCCGCUGGAUGCAAGCGCUUGAUUUGGCGCCGCAGCGUGAGACGCAGUGUUUGUGGUUCAGUGCACAGGACGCGAUGCUCCCGCCUGGCGUCGCUAUGCGCCGCGAAAAGACGCCGCUGUACACCGGCCUCGCCGCAUGGCUCGGCGAAGAGGCACUGCCGAGUGCGGAGGAAAUCGGCGCGUGGUACAGGGGGUGCGAAGGAGGAUAG
This is a messenger RNA of Malassezia vespertilionis, 2220 nucleotides long. RefSeq lists its product as uncharacterized. The transcript has a single exon. The record is from RefSeq and is a predicted model, not a curated record. Bases 1 to 2220 code for a protein of 739 amino acids. Gene Ontology annotation, molecular function: protein binding. Lineage: Eukaryota; Fungi; Basidiomycota; Malasseziomycetes; Malasseziales; Malasseziaceae.